UCAAUAUGGGGAAAUUCCUCCAAAUAUAGUGUUUGAUAUUGGGAUAUGCGAUAUAGAAACAAUAGAAGUAUCACAUACUAUGACCCAUGCGCUGACCUUGGUAUUAGCUAAGGAUAGUGAGAUUGUAUACGAAGGAGCCAGAGAAGAUUACUUUGAUGUGUGCGGCUGGCUAAUGCGCUAUAUAUGGCGAGGGCGUCCCCCAGAAUCGCUUCCUGACGAAUUCCCUCGGUCAACGGCCUUGCUGGGAUUACUUACUCAAGCCGCUCGCCUCACGAAAGGCAGACACGGUGCACAGCGCACAAGGCCCUUGGCCACGAGGCCCGUGCCGCACGCGCGCUCGCUCACACUCAACGUUCUGUCUGGUUCCAGCGGCGCCAGCGUGAAUGCCCAAGACGUCAGCGGCAAAUCGGUGCUGCACACGGCGGUGCGCCAGGGCAGCCCCAUGGUGGGCCUGCUGGUGGACAGAGGCGCGUCCGUGGUCUGCCGCGAUUCCAAGAACGGCCGCACGCCCAUCCAUAUCGCCGCCGAGUUGGGCGCGAAGGAAAUCUUGGAGAUGCUCUUGCAGAAGUGUCCGAAGGGCCUGCUGUCAAAUCCUGCUGCGCCACGGUGCCAGCCCCUUGGCCAGGAACAAGCUCAACGAGACCGCCCUCCACAUCGCCGUCAGGAACUGCUACAAGCUCACCUGCGAGAUCCUCCUGUCGCACGAGCACGACCUCAACAAACAAAGACACAACACGGAUUCACGCCGCUCAUACGCAUUACGACUUGCAAAAAAUUCGAUGCCGAAAAGGUCCUGCUCCUCCUGCUGGAGAGGCGGCCGGACCUGAACGCGACGUGCCCCAACGGAGACACGGCGCUGCAUCACGCUGUGAAAAGUGGCAGUCAGGAAAAGUGCCGCAUCCUGGUGGAGGCGGGCGUGGAUUGUAACGUGCAGAACAAGAACGGCAUGACGCCCCUCCACAUCGCCGCGAAGAAGAAGCUCCCGGAGUGCUGCGCCGCCAUCCUGCGCCUCCCUUACGAAGAGAUCUUCCUGACCUCGGCCAGCUCUGACCUGGACGGGCGGGAGAGCGUCAGGGGCGGCGCCGACGGCGAGAGAAGCCGGCUCAGCCUCGACGUGAGCACGGAGAGCAUUCGGGACACGGAGCGCACCGCCAAGACCAAGGUCGACGUCAACAUCAAGGACAACCACGACAUGGCGCCCCUGCACUAUGCCCUGGAGAAGCAGUCGGUGGAAUGCUGCCUGCUGGUCAUCAAGGCGCGCGCCAAUGUCUCCCUGAUCAGCAGCGGCAUGAACAGGCCCCUGCACUUAGCGGCAGCGGCUGGGUUGGACAGGGCGUGCAGUCGCAUCCUUGCCAAAGGGGCGUCCGCGAAGGAGGAGAACGACAUGAAGGAGACGCCGCUGCACCUGGCCGCGAAAGCCGGGUCCUUGGCCUGCUGUCGCUUGAUCUACAGGAGCGGCGCCAACUGCAAUGCCCUGGACAAGAACGGCAUGACGCCCUUGCAUCACGCGGCCAGAAUAGGCGCCGAGGACUGCUGCCGCUUUUUCCUGGCGAAGAGGGUCAACAUCCUGCGCGACUGUAUCGGAAGGACGCCGCUGCACAUCGCCGCAGCCGAGGGACACUUAAGCUGCUGUGAGCUCAUGCUCACCGCCGAAACCAGCUGGCAACUGGACGUCAUGGACUGCCAUGGCUACACGCCCCUCUUCCGCGCCUUCGAGAACAAGUGGGAUGACGUGUUCGUCUUCCUCCUGCUGAAGUUCCAGCAUCGAGCCCCCAGAAACCAGCAUCGGCCGAGAAAGGACUCGCUGCGACUCCUCAAGUCUUCGGGAUCAGGCGACUUGAGUCACAGGAUCAGCGCGGCCGAACAGAGUACCAGCCAGAACGACAUGAGCCUCGUCCUCAGUCGGUGCAUUCAGGAAAGGCGAAGCAAGGCCGUUGAGGGGAUCGUCAGGAGCGAAUUCUGGGGGGACGCCCUCGCGCCCACCGCCGCCCAUCAAAGCAACUUCCGGCUCCUCAUCAUUCACUAUCCUGAGCUUGCCAAGGUCGUGCUGGACAACUGCGUGCUGAGUCGCCCGUCUUGCAAGGUGUUCCUCUUCUACUUCUUGGACGAUACGUUCACCGUCCCGACGAUCGUCACGAGCCCUGACAGGAAACUCAGAAACAAUUCUUUCCACUUCUACUCGACGCUCCUCUCGCGGGCGUGGGCGGCGACGAGGGCGAGGCUAAGGGCGCGCACCGGGAAUGCUCUGGACAAAGUCUCCUCUGCGUUCGACAGGAUCUCGAGCAAGUUCUGGGGCGCCGUGAUUUUCCCGUCGGACUUCGGUUCCGUCGAUGCGGGCGGAGGCGCGGCAGAGGACCUUGGACUUCCCGAUCGACCUGCUUGGUGCCCCUUCACUCCUGAGGGAUGGUUGGAGGACAGCGCCACGCUCAAGGACGACUCGGAGGACACCUGGAGGAACGAACACCCGCUCAGCCUCAUGGCCAAGCACAAGCGACUCGACCUCCUGAAGCAUCCUCUGUGCCAGCGCUUCGUCAGCUACAAGUGGGAGAGGUACAUCUGGCGCGUGUUCUAUGCGCUGUUCCUCCUGCCGUCUCUCUUCGUCGUGGCGCUCUCUGUCUACGGCACGAUGGCCUAUGACUGGGACUACGUCUUGCAAGAAUUCAACAUCAGCCGAGGCCAGUUAUGCAGCAGCGAAGGGGCGGGGCGGGGCGAGUGCCGGUCGCCGGGCGGCGCCGCCUUCCGACGCAGCUUUGCGGCCGACGAGUGUUUGGCCGAAGGGAAGGCGGCGGGAUACGGGCCUAACGAAGUCCUUGCGAUCCUGAGGGAGAGCCAGAUCAACCUGAAUCUUCUAGAAAAGUUCGUUUGGUUGAUGCUGCUCCUCAAAGUGGGCCUCGAAGCUCAGAAACUCCAUCACCUACGAAGGACAAACCUAGAAAAAUGUUUGCAAUUGGCGUGCUAUCUGACCUCUGCAGUGUUCUUGUACAACUGGACGGAGUGCUCUCAGGUCACGGGGGUGAAAGAGGACCUGCAGUGGAGUUGCGGGUCGCUGGCUGUGCUGGUGGCGUGGUUCGACCUGAUCCUCAUGCUGGGCACGAUCCCCACCUUCGGCGUCUUCGUCUUCAUGAUAAACGACUUCCUGCGCUUCAUGCUCAAGCUGUUUGUGAUCGUGCUCCUGCAAGUGAUCGCCUUCUCCUUCGCCUUCCACAUGCUCCUGCGCGGGAGGGCCUCCUUCAGGAACCUGCCUCGCGCGACCAUGAAGAUCGUGACGAUGAUGCUGGGCGACCUGGGCUACGACGACCUGUUCAACAACACGGAGAGCCCACUGCCGUACCCGAUGGUGAGCAACCUCGUCCUUGUCUACUUCCUCUUCCUCAUGGUCAUCGGCAUGAUCAACAUCCUGACGAACUUCCCGCAAGAGGUUCUGGACAAGGCGAAGAAGCAGACAGAGCUCAUGAAGCUGUCGAGGCCGCUCAAAGCCGUCCUGGAGAUGGACUCCAAGUUCCCUCUGCUGCGGAGGAGGUACACCGUGGGCUGGGUGGUGGACGGCCCGCAGAAGGAGGAUGAGGUGGACGGCAAACAGAGGAAGGACGGCGAGGAGGGCAGCGACAGCGACGAGGAUGCCCUCGGAGAACCUCAUCGCUGCUGCUCCUGCAGGAAGGAGCCUUCCGAGAACCUCCUUCUCAAGAUCCUGAACGAGGUGAGCGCCCUCAGCGAGAACCUCGAGGAUAGGAGGUACUUUUCGCCUCACCGCCGCUCGAACAGCACCAGGGGAAGCAGGAGCUGAGGGCCGCAGCUCGCCAGGCGAGGCGCUUGACGAAGAGCACCCCGAUGCCCGGCCCUGCGAGUGUUCUUAGUCUCCCUUUUUGCCGUCGAGCUCCAGAGGCAUCGCUCAGUUUUGUUAAUGUUUCUGUCACUGGCUUUAUUAUCAUCGCAUGUUCUAUUAUCUGGAUCUAUUCUGGCGUACGCACAGCUUUAUUAUAGGACGAUACACUAUCAGCAUGGUGUCAGUCAGUCGUGGCAGCAGCCUCAUUCCACCAGAAAUGUUCGUAAGUGGAGCCCUUCCCUCUUGAUUUAGGUAGUUGUGUGGAACCAUACCACUGCCACGCAUACAUUUGCCUUAUUAAAGUUGUGUUUACUAUGUUUUAUCACUCGUCACAAAAAAACGGUGUUGUUCAAACGUGACCUUACUACGCAACUACACAUCUCUAGACUCUCUUUUGUGAAUAAUAAUACAAAUAGGAAUGAAACAGCAAUAAACUUAUUACUAUGUUGAAUAAAAAGAUAUAGUAACGUGCAUGCAAAAAUGAACAUAAUAUAAACUGUAAGAGAAGACAAAUAGACGAAGAAUCAUCAUGAACAUUUAAGCAGAGAAUCCAUGUAGUCUUUUGAUUCGUAUGAUGAGGAUUCCAGAUAACUUCGAAAUGUUUUGAUUAUUAGUUUUUUAAUUUUGCGGUUGUGUAUAUUUUAUUUCAUUAUACAUCUUUUGUGUAUAGUUGGUAUUGCCAAUAUUAUUGUUCAAAACUGCUUUUUAUAUAUAUUAUGGUUUUGUUACAUAAUGUUUCCAUGUAAAUAAACCGUAAGGGAAUACACAGUGAA
Messenger RNA from Penaeus vannamei (Pacific white shrimp), 4596 nucleotides. Lineage: Eukaryota; Metazoa; Arthropoda; Malacostraca; Decapoda; Penaeidae. The record is from RefSeq and is a predicted model, not a curated record.